Coccinella septempunctata (seven-spotted ladybird) is the source of this 888-nucleotide messenger RNA. RefSeq lists its product as uncharacterized. Lineage: Eukaryota; Metazoa; Arthropoda; Insecta; Coleoptera; Coccinellidae. The coding region runs from base 1 to 888 and encodes 295 amino acids. The record is from RefSeq and is a predicted model, not a curated record. The transcript is spliced from 4 exons.
AUGGCUAAAAUAUUUGAAAAAGUUUUGAAGCGAAAAUUGGUUAAGUUUCUCGAUGAAAAUAAAGUACUGUCUGAGAAACAAUAUGGUUUCAGAGAAGGUUUGUGUACGGGAGAUGCUGUCGCUAAGUUGGUUGAUGGAUUUACUAAAUGCUUAGAAGUUAGUAAACCUGUCCUGUGCGUGUUCCUGGAUCUUGCUAAGGCCUUUGACACUGUAGACCAUAUGCAGAUGUUGUGCGCCUUGGAGGAUGUGGGGGUACGGGGGGCGUCAAAUGAUCUUUUUGCAGAUUAUUCAUCAAACCGCAGACAAGUAGUUAAAGUAAACAAGAUCCUAAGUGAUGAAGCAGUGAUUUCUGGUGAUUUAUUAAGUUUUGCGGACGAUACUGCUAUUUUAUUUACAGAUGAUACGUGGGAGAGUCUGAAAGAUACAGCGGUACCAGGCAGAUAUGCUAUAUUGGGUUGGGGUGGUGCUGUAUAUUCCCAUCUAAGACCGCUUGAUGUAAUGCAAAAGCGAAUUAUCAAAAUGAUGUACGGUAAAAGUUCCACACACUCUUCGAGCAACUGUACCCAUCACAGCACCGUUAUAAACUUCAUCCCAUGUGCUCCCUUUAAAAGUUACGACAGUAUCGUCAGCAUAAGCAAUCAUGUCAAGACCGGCAGCACGAAGGACCCAGUCAAUGAAAACCAGAAAGAGGAUCGGGCCAAGUACGGUUCCCUGUGGGACGCCAACAUCAACACCCAGUGGAGAACUCAAUGCACUCCCCAUCUUGACACGCUGAGUUCGAUUUUCCAAGUAGCUACGAAACAAAUUCAAGCCAACACCCCUGACACCAAGAUUUUCCAGUCGAUCAAGAAGCUUCCCAUGAUUCACCGUGUCAAAGGCCUUGGCUAG